This is a messenger RNA of Fibroporia radiculosa, 609 nucleotides long. RefSeq lists its product as uncharacterized. Gene Ontology annotation, biological process: intracellular protein transport; Golgi organization; endoplasmic reticulum to Golgi vesicle-mediated transport. Gene Ontology annotation, cellular component: COPII-coated ER to Golgi transport vesicle; endoplasmic reticulum; Golgi apparatus. NCBI's taxonomy places the organism in Eukaryota, Fungi, Basidiomycota, Agaricomycetes, Polyporales, Fibroporiaceae. The coding region runs from base 1 to 609 and encodes 202 amino acids. The transcript has 6 exons. The record is from RefSeq and is a predicted model, not a curated record.
AUGCCACGACGCUAUACCCUCUCGUCUUUCGUGCUAUGUUUGUCGCUCAUUGUUCUCAUGCCUGCUCUCGUCUCCGCCCACAUGAUUGAAGUGUCCGCCGGAAAGAAGGAAUGUUUCUUCGAAGAUCUACACGUUAAUGACAAAAUGACAGUGACCUACCAAGUUGGCGGUGGUGGUCACCUGGACAUUGAUUUCUGGCUUCAAGAUCCAGACAACAACGCCCUAGCGAACCACCAAAGACAGAGCACCGGCUCAAUAUCAAUCACAGCAAAGAGAGAUGGACGAUAUACGUACUGUUUCUCCAAUCUCAUGAGUACUGUCGUCGAUAAACUCGUCAGUUUCAACGUUCAUGGCGUAAUCUUCGUUGACGACGACGAUACCGUGGCACCCAUUGAGCGCGAAAUCCGUGCGCUAGCCAACGGCCUCACUGCUGUGAAAGACGAGCAGGAAUACAUCACAAUCCGGGAACGAAGGCAUCGAGACACCGCAGAGUCGACGAAUGCGCGAGUGAAAUGGUGGUCUAUCUUUCAGGCAGGUGUGUUGGUUGCUGUGGUAGCCUGGCAGGUAUAUUACCUCAAGUCCUUCUUUGAGGUCAAACGUGCAUUUUAA